UGUCACUCUUUUCUCAACAAAAACACUGCUUGCAAGUGAGCGAAGUGAGCCUCGCAAUUAUCCUCCGUCAGUCUCCGGCACAACAACAAAGAUUACUUAACGCGUGAGUUUAUGGAAUUGAUUUUCUGUGAUUAAUAUCAAUUCGGCCACAAUGCGCACCACAUCCACCCUCCUCAAGGUCCGGCUGCCCCAGCUGGAGAGCAAGGUUCCAUUCCAGGAAAUUCUGCCCCUCCGGCUGAAGAAUCAGGUCAGUGGCAAGACGGACAAAGGCAGUGACGUCGCUUGCCUGCAGGAAAUGGCCAUUAUGUUUUCCUGCCUGAAGGCGAACGACUUCAACGAAGAUCUCUGCCCGAAGGAGGUUUCCACGUUCAAGCGGUGCUACAAAGUUUACCUGGACAAGAAGGCUACCAAGAAGGAAACCUCCAGCAAGGGUAUCGUGGUGCCCGGCAAAGACCUCAACUACAAACAGCUGAACAAGGUUCUGAAGCAGUUUCCUACCCAACCGAGUAAGUCCUAGAUGUUGACGCAUUUGUUGUAUUUUAGUUCAUUAAAAAUCUGCACUACAAUGA
This is a messenger RNA of Aedes aegypti (yellow fever mosquito), 569 nucleotides long. RefSeq lists its product as uncharacterized. Gene Ontology annotation, cellular component: mitochondrion; mitochondrial ribosome; nucleoplasm. Gene Ontology annotation, biological process: mitochondrial translation. The transcript is spliced from 2 exons. Gene Ontology annotation, molecular function: RNA binding. NCBI's taxonomy places the organism in Eukaryota, Metazoa, Arthropoda, Insecta, Diptera, Culicidae. The record is from RefSeq and is a predicted model, not a curated record. Bases 152 to 517 code for a protein of 121 amino acids.